Messenger RNA from Pangasianodon hypophthalmus (striped catfish), 6348 nucleotides. RefSeq names its product AT-hook transcription factor (gene akna). Gene Ontology annotation, cellular component: centrosome. Gene Ontology annotation, biological process: neuroblast delamination; neuroblast division in subventricular zone; epithelial to mesenchymal transition. The transcript has 24 exons. Bases 720 to 5024 code for a protein of 1434 amino acids. The record is from RefSeq and is a predicted model, not a curated record. Lineage: Eukaryota; Metazoa; Chordata; Actinopteri; Siluriformes; Pangasiidae.
AGACACGCCCCCUUUCAAGUCUCAGCCAAUUACAUUUCGCUUUAGCGUCACGGUCAUUAUUAUGCAAAUAUAUGCUCCAGCUCAAAUCAGUGGCAUGCCUUUUAGCUGUAGUCCAGGUAGAGUUUUAUAUAUGUAUAUAUUUUUAUUAUUAUAGGUUAACAAAUCAAACUAUUAGAAGACAGAAUUUCUCUUUAGCUGUAACGUUACUUCCUAAAAGUAACGAACCCAAACACUGCAGAGAAGUGAGAGGACACAUCUGCACGCGCGUGUUGUGAAAGCAGGCAAGAGAAAACCUGAAAAGAAAAGCAGAAGUGUUGAGGAGUGGAGCUGAGGAACAUGGAGGAAGAGGCGUGUGGGUGAGAGUGUGAUCCUGUGGGCUGUUGGUGCUGGUGGGCGGGAGCCUGGAGCCUGGAGGCGGCUUGUGUGUUGUUGUUCUCUAGGUAACGGAGACCCGAGGCCUCGGUGUCAACUUCACUGAUUUGGGGACGCGUGCAUCUAAAAAGCACACUAUUCUUUUUAACAUACAUGUGUGUGUGUGUGCUUCUGGAUACCUGAAUCAGGAUUUGUGUUUCGUCAUCUUGGCUACAUCUGUUCAAACCAGGAUCUCAGCCAUGACAGUGAAGCGAGACUCUGACAUGGCAGUUAGUAAGUGGACCAGUAAGCUACAAAAGCACUUUGUGAAUGUGGUGUGAGAGGCAGAGAAGAAAACAAGAGGGAGCAUGGAGGGAAAAAGAAAUACUACCAGAGUGCGUAUGCGCGCCUGGACCCCUGCCUCGGGAUAUUCUUCACCCCCCAGCCCAAUCAGCUCACAACUCAGCUGGGACGAAGGCAGAGACGAGGACUUCCAGAGCCAAAUGGAUGAGAAUGGCAUCAUUGGCCUGAGAGAGACACAAGGGGAGCUGGAACAGGAAGAUGAGGUUGUAUUAGAGGAUGAAGAGGACAUGUUUUCAGAUGUUGGGACUCCAGAGCCUGAAGAAGGUCCACCUCCUGCACUGGAAGAUCUCAGCUGUCACCUGAGUGAGCUGCUGGACUCUGAGCCUCUCUCCCAACCCAUAGGAGAUGACUGUCUCUCACCCACACACAAUGAUGUUGAGUAUAGUGUUUCUCUGGAGGACUGGAGUGAUGAUGAUAAUGACGAAGAAGAGAAACUUGAUGAGGAAGAUCAGGAGAGCUUUAACAUCCGCAGACCUAUCCCACAUUCAAGGCCAGACAGAGAUCUGGUUUCGGGAAUUACGAAUGAUGAGAUUGAAGAGAUUAAGAUGCACAGAGAUGAGUCAUAUCCUCUUCAAAGGAAUAUAGACCCGCAGGAUAACUGGAUGGCCAGCAAUGUUGUCACCAGUCAUGAAGGAAUGGAUAAUAACAACAAGUCUGAUAUAGCAACUUUAGAAACACGCACACCCUCCCAGAACAGUUGUGAUGAAAGGAGACGUGUGUCUUCCUCACCCUUCCUCAAAAGCGCUCCUCAGACCCAUAUCCAUCCCUACCUCCCUGAACUGACUUUACAGGAGGUGGCAAGUAACGGUAGGAUUGAAGCUGAAACGUUUGCAGAGCUGGGUGGGUCUAACAGCAGUCGACUCAGCUACAGCCCUAGAACUUACAAACCUGUCAGACAGCCACAGCAGGAGGAGCCUGCGUCUGCACUGAGUAUCUUUGAGUCAGAAAAUGGUUCACCUGAAUUAGAGCAAAAGACUUCUAGACCUCGUCAAAAUCACCAUCAGCCUCCUGUUUCCUCUCCUCGAAAUACAAAUUCUACACCACAGGAGGAUUACCUAUCUUCCAGCUCUACACAGCCUACAGUUAAAGACUCCACAUAUGGACGCAGGAGACACCACAGACGUUCCAAAACCUCUCACACUGACGUGAAUGAUGUUAGGAAGGGCCAGCUGAGUCACCCAUUACCAGAUUUUUCCAAAGUGGAGCCCAAAGUUCGUAUCCCCAAAAGCAGCUACAAGCCUCCGAAGAGUCGGAAGCCUCUUCACAAAGAAGACUCAAAACCGGAAGCUCCUGUAGUGUUCAGAUCCCCUGCUGACAUUGUGAGGGAGGCUCUGUUGAGUAAUUCUGAAGGGCCCUCGGAUACUGCAGUCCCCACUGACUCCCAGAAGCCCUUGAAUACUACAAUGCCUGAGGAGUUCCGGUGCCCUCUGCAGGCCAGCACUAUGGUGCAGCAGCUUCAGGAGGAUUACAAUAGGCUUCUAACGAAGUAUGCAGAGGCUGAGAAUACCAUUGACAGGCUACGUUUGGAAGCUAAGGUAUGCCUGCACUCGGACUCUCCUAAACCCAGCCAGCCUCCUCUGUCAGGUGUUCUGAAGGAGGGGUCAAAGGUUAUGACCCUGAGUUUUCCCCAGGCCCAGAGGGCAGUGUUGGGCACGGAUGCUGUCCAGCUGACUCAGCAAAGGCUCAGCUCAGCUACCAGAGGGACACCCACUCGCCCGUCCUCUGUAGACUCUUUCUCUUCCAGCUGGCGUGAAUCUCUUGCUGCAACUCCACUAACUGAGGCACUCUCCAAACAGAUGGCGAGAUUUCAGCUACAGGUUAAUGACUUUGCGAAGCUACUAAAGAGUCAAAGACUUAAACCUUAUGAGCAGACACAGGGGUUGUCUCAGCUGGCCCAGGGUCAGGAGUCGAUAGAAAGGGCUUACAUUGCUGCUCGAGAAAAGCACCAACAACUGCAGAGGCAAACAGGAGGGAAGUCAGGACCUUUUGAUCCUGACAGGGAACUCGAAAGUCUGAUAUUUCAGACAGGGAUACAGUUGGAGGAACUGAAGGAGUGGAUAGAACAGCCUGAACAUAAUCAGCUCACGGAACCUACCCCAAGCCAUGCCCUUCAGCCCUGUGUGUCUCUGAAAGAGACAGAGCCGCAGCCUGAGAACCUCGCCUCAGCAGCUCAUGCAGAGGUCAUGGUCGGCUUGGAGGUGAGUUCUGUCAGUGGAGAGAGUGAUGGAGACAGAGAGGAGGGCGAAGAGGACAUGCUUCCAUCUGUCCUCCGUCCCCUGAACCACAAACAUCAACGUGUGGAGAAAGACUUCAGCGACCUGAUGGACCACUACCAGAACUUCAGGGAUUUAUCCAAGCUGCUGGACAGAGAUCAGGGUGAGGUGGACCACAAUUCCCUGGAGUUAAGAGAUUACUCUCCUCAUCCCACCAGUACUGAUACGAUAGAAAUUGAGCAGCCGUGGAGAAUUAAAGACAAGCAGGACCAAAACAAACCACUGCCAGUGGCAGACUCUCUCUCAGGUCCCUCUUGUAGCUCACAUGUGUGUAACUCUAUGGAAACUCUCCCAGAGGCCUCAGUCCCAGCUUCAGCAUUACCAAGGAAACAGGGCAGUGGAAGGAGAGCUGCAGGUAGUGUAAAGUCCCAUAGCAGCUUGGGAGAGAGAGCAGCCUUGGGAAGAAGCGCCUCUAAAGAGAAUGACAGGGCCCUGAGAUCACAGCUUCAGGAUGGUGUGGUAACUCCAGAAACAGAUAGUGGAUUCAUGGGCUCAGAGAGCAGUCGCCUCACACCUGCAGCACAAAGCCCGGUCCAGCAGAGGACAGCAGUGAGGGCAACAAGGCCAUCUGUCGCACAGGAAAAGGGCCGAAUAAAUCCUAAGUCUAGCUCUCCAGCACACACACAGCCUUCUUCAGAUCCCUCUAGAACCCAUGCCAUUGCCUCUGGAGGUGCUCCAGGAUCCUUGGGGAGAAGAGGAGAGGCAAGGAUGCAGCACAUUCCCAGUUCGUCUACCUCCAGCUCCCCCCUGCGCUGGCCCAGCACACCUCUCCAGCCUUGGCCUAGUAGCGGCAUUAGCGAGCUGGAGCAACAGAGCGAGUGUGCCCAUUCCUUAUCAGAAGAUGGAACACGACAGGGCGACCAACACACACGACCGUCCAAUCAGGAUCGUUCUUAUCUCAGAAGCUCCUCCUUCACUGCACCCUAUCACCAUGGUGACCACCUCAAAGCCCAAAGUUCUGGGCAGCUGGCGAAUCACCAUGAGGCCAUUGAGUCUCUUCAGGCAGAGGUGCACAGACUCAGGGAGCACUUAGAGGGAACACUCAGGACAGCCAGUCCUCCCCAUCGUGUGAGAGUGCCCCCUUCACCCUCAAAGGAUGUGAGAGACCAUGCACCUCCUCACACAUCUACACCUCAUCCACGGCAGCAUGAUUUCAGGUCUUUGGAGAGAAAGACAGCUAGCAAGAGAGAACCAAGAGAGAGUGGGGGCACUGUAAAGGGUGAACAAGAAAGAACUAUUCCAAGAAGGAGAUCAGCGUCUGUGCCCCGCCUCAGACCAGAGCCAGAUACCAGUACAGAUUCGGAGCAUACCCAGUCUGAAGACACGACACCAAAGCACAUCCCAGCAUCACUUGCGAUGGCACACACAACCCGGAGAGCGAGAGCUGAAACUGGACGAAACCCAAAGACCCACACAAAUCGCCAGAAGCGUAGCAUAUCAGCUGACAGAUCAGAUGUGAGAAAUGAUGAGACUGAAGGCAGAGGAAGGCCAGUAACUAUGUGCUUGAGCUGUUUGGCACGACGCCAGAGAACCUCUGGAUGCCAAGCAAGAAACGUUAGCUCACUUAGUCACACUGGUUACUACUCUAAUCACUGUCCACUGUGUGGAGCAACAAAAAGAGAGACAGUCCCUCCACCUGCAAACCAAAGCUCUAUGCAGAAGGAAACUCGACCAGUGAGGUCCACACAUAUGCAGACAGGGGGUGUGUACCUGGCAGUAGCACCUCCCCCUCCAGUGAUUGGCAGUGUGCCUGUGAUCCAGUGUGUGCCGGUCUGUUCUUCAGUCCUCUACUACUCCAGCCCUGUGGUGUCAACCUCCUACCAAAAGCCACUUUACAUUACCCUGAGUGAAGGGAAAGGCUCCAGGGCUCAUCGGAGGCGCUCGCAAUCUGUAGACGCACAACGCUCUCUCAACCGUUCUCUGGGCCGCGCCAUCGCCACCGCCAGUAGCAUGAGAGAGAUGUCUGAGCGCAUGGUGCACUCUCUCUCCUCAGGACUGCAUCACAUGAGCCCACUCGCAAAAUCCUGCACCUACUGACGCUGCACCACUGCUCUGUGCUUCCAAGUGACCUCCAGAGAAACCAAACUGCAGCUUGUAGACACCUAAUACAUUCUUGACAUGAGAUUGGUAAUGGAUAUAGACACACACAUCUUAACCAUGGCAGCUAUACUGGGAUGAGCUUCACAUAUUGCACUGUUUACAGCUGCACAGCCAUUGUAUGAAAAGCAAUUUCAUAAUAAUUUCAGAUAUCGGAAAUACUAUCCAUAGGGCUUUUGUUGGUGUCUGUGAGAUUUUGUACUGGGAAAUAUUCUUCUGCAUGUCUGCACUAGGUUUUAUGAGUGCAGUUCUGCACAACAUUUAAUUACAAAUGAUUUCUUAAAUGUGUUGCAUUUGUAAUAAAUAAAUCUGUUUUCAUAAUGGAAACUGCUGCUAAAAUUAGUGGACUAUUAACAAUUUUGGGAAUUGUUUGUUUUUUUAGUUUAUUAUGGUAUGUUGCUUGUCAUUUGCUUUGUGCCCUUAAAAUGAGUUUGGAAAAUGCAGUACCUCAUGGGCUCCAGAGUGUCGCAAUGCAUUGCACGUUCGAAUCCUGAUGACGACGCAACACCAAAAAGGAAAAUAGGCCAUGCUCUCUGAGUGGGCGGGAUGGUGUUAAUCUCUCCUGUCAAUCAGAGUGAAGCUAGCCAAUCAUGGCCGUCUGUGACCUCAUGUAUUUGGAAGAGGGUAGAUAGCACUUUCCUCCGAGUGUGUUGCAGUGCUCUGUUACACAGCAGUUUGAAACAAUGUGGAGGAAGCAUGUGUUAGCCUUUACUAUCAUGUGACUGGGAUUUGAUAAAAAUGAACAAGUUUUGAGAAAAUGGGAUAAAAAAAAAAAUGUACAUCUAGCACACUGUGAGACACACAAAGAGCACUAUUAUAUAUUUUUUUUAAAGUUAGGAAGUACUACUUUUUUCUGGCAAUUUUGACUGAUUGAUAGGAGAUUUAGUCUCAUGGAUAAUAAACCAUAAUGUUUAGUUAUGAAGCAUGACAGUCUGUCAUCAAAGAGCAGUGUGGAAAUGAAGUUUAUCCAUAUGCAGUUUAGUUUAAUCAUUAAUGUGUCCUGUGAGAAACGACUGUGACCCUACAAAUCUUUAAUGCAAAUAUAAAAUAAACUGAUGUUGAAACUGUAGAUCUGUUAAUAUUUGCUAGAAUUAAUUUCUGUUUAGUUUCUUGGACAAGUGAAUGAUUUAGAAAGCAGAAAUGUGUGAGAAAAUCCUGAAAUUUUGUACUUUUGUACCAUUAUUAGAAAAACAGUUAUUAAAUCGUUCUUAAUACUUCCUGUAGUCAUUCCUUUAGACAUAAUUCAGCAUCAUUUCUUGACUGU